GUAAUUUUACCCAAACAAACUAGGUGUUAAAGGUGCAAUAGUCUAUAUUUUUAUUUCUUAUUAGUACUGUUAAUGUGGAAAAAUAUGUAUAAAGUAUAAAAAAAUAAUGGUUUAGGCAAACUCAAGGAGUAAAAAAAAAAAUCAUUCAAAUCUUAUUCAAGUCCAUGUAUUGAACAUUUAGAGACCUAAUUUUGCACCUUUAAAUCCUCUAUGCAAAAAUACCAAAGCAAAAAGCAAUUAAUCAGUGAAAGCACUAUUUCCUUUUUCCAUUUUUUAUAACAAAUUAUUGAGUUUUUUUUUGUGUUUGACACAGGCUCAUAUAUUCUGCCCUUCUGGUGUGUGACAGAUCACACUGACACGCAGCAUGAAGCCAGUUUGCCUUUAGGACCUUUAAAUAACAGCUACAAUCAGGCCUCCUCUCAGAAUAUUGUUUAAUUGAGCAACAAUACUGUGCUAAGAACUUAUACUCUGAUUAAUAUAUAUUGGGUAAUAAUUCAGAGUUGUGACUUAUAUGAUGCAUCAUAAAUGAAAUAGGAUCAUCAUGUGGUGCUGUAGUGGCAUGCUUUGUGCUGUGUCACCACUAGAUGGGCUCAAUGUCACCCUUUAUUAGCCAGUGCCUCACUAUAGCAACCAUAUUACACAACAACAAAGUCCAGGGGACUGCAAACUGGGGGAAUAUAUGGACUUUCUCAGGAAUUCAUAAAGAAUGACAACAGCUUCCAUAUAUCAGCUCUCUGAUAGUCAAAGUGUCAUCCCUGUGCUGCUUGGGAAGGACAGGAAUGUCACCUAUAUACUGGACACUUCCGAGGCUAUGGCUGCAAUUCUGGGGACAGUGAAAAAUCUGAUUAUUCAAAGUCUGCUUACCAAGGCUUCUCUCAGAAACUCCCUCUUUAACAUCAUCACCUUUUCAUAUAAGAUAACAUCAUUGUCUGAGCACAUGAUUCCUUGUGCUCCCGAUACAGUAUACCAGGCCCUCAGCUGGAUCCAUACUCUCAGGACAAGCCCUGGAAAUGAUCUUCUUACAGCACUCAUGACAGCAUUUUCUGAUCCUGCCUGUCAGUCUGUCCACCUAGUGAUGAACAGCCUACCAGACAACCCAGAGAAAUGCCUGAAUGCUCUAUCUGCCUUUACAGCACGCCCUGUGCAUACAUUUCAUAUAUCAGAAAAGCAGGAUUUGGACAGGGACAUUUUGGAUUUUCUAAAAUGUUUAACCUCUGCCACUAAAGGAAGUUGUUACAGGCUGUCUCUAAACUCUAAUGCUGAGCAGGUGAACCCUUCGGUAGCCCUGUUGCACUCAUCAGAACACCAGAUUCAACAUCUGUCAUGCUCAGAGGACAGAUGUCGGGUCUCAUACGACAAACCUUUUCACGCAGUCUGCAUCUCACCAUACUGGUGUUCCAUAGGAAAUCCCUUUACUGUGACACCGUGUGUUCUAAGGAAGGUAGCAAGAGGUGCUGAGUUCUUUCCAGGUUGCCGUGUGUUAGCAAGAAGAGAGGUAGAUGGAUUCUACUACUUGGGGACAAUUGUACACCAGCUACAGGACAGGGGAGGACUCUUUAUGGUGACAUUUGAUAAGCGUUUGCCCAAAGAUGACACCAUGGUGGAAAUGGUAUCACCUCAGUUGACAUGCCAACCUGACAUGGUGAAUAUAACUCAGGCACAUGAGCACAGUAUAGUACCAGGAGACACAGUAUUAGCUCCCUGGGAACCUCAGAUGAGCAAAUAUGGUCCUGGCAGAGUUGUUUCAGGCAUGGAAGUAAGAGAUCCACUGAAGGGUGGAGUGGGAGAUGGACUAGAGGUGCUGUUUUGGAAUGGAAUCAGAUUGCAUGUUCCAAAAAACCUGGCUGUGUGGAUACCUGCUUCUCACCAUGAGCGAAUAAUCAGGGAACUCCAGGCUAAUGUGUUCAGACCAGGCUGCUUAAGCCACAGCCAGUGUAGUCACAUUAGCUGGUCACCAGCCUGCUGCAUAAAUCACACACAUCACUGUCUUUCAACAACUCCCUCAAUGUGCCUUUGCCCAAUCAAGGGCUGUCCCCUCUCUAAUCGAUACCUUCUCAUGGACAAUCAAUGGAAGGAGCAGGAGAUUAAACCUGACCAAGUAAAGGAACUGACAACUUCUCAGGAGAUGAAGACUGAUUUAUCUUCUUCAGACUCAAGCGAAGAUGAGGAAGAAGUUGCAAAUGAAAAGUUCAAUUCCGCAAGGUUAGAUCUGGUGAGCCGCUCAGUGAACACAGAGAUAUCGUGCCUGAAAAAGGCCCAUACUGAGCCACAGAGUAGACCCGCCUGGAGAUACUGGAGAAGAGGAUCCCCAGAGCCACACCACAAAAAACCAGGGCAAGUAGUUAAGCCUCCAAAUUCAGGUUAUUCUUGCCUUGGAAUAAGCAGUGAUUCUGGAUAUUCCUCAUCCAGUUUUGCAACCACAAAUCACAGUUCAUUAUUUGAAAUGGUUCCCCAUUCGGUGAGAAGAGGUAUAACAGUAAGAGAGGUAUUUGGCUUGACUGUACGAAAACCACUUUCUGAAACACCAUCUCCAUUGGCUUUUGCAGUAAAGAAAUUUCAGCUGAACCAAGAUCAUAAAUCUGCUUAAUUUGCUCAAUGAGAAAAAAGCCUGAGAAAAAAUAAAAACAUUUGAUAUGACAUUUGGACAAGCUGCAUAUGAGAUUUAGUAUGGAUGUAACUAUUGAUUAUGUUUUUUGAAUAUUCUUUAAAUAAUAAAAUGAUAAAGAUAACAAAUAAUAAAAUGAUAUCAAAUUUCUAAUGACUAAUCAUUUUUAUUUACAUGUUUUGUCACCAGCUGGUGACUAUCUUGCAUGUUAAUGGUUGUUUUGUGAUAUACAUGGUAAAUGAUUAAUGACAAAUCAUGGGAAUAAAUGAUAUUUGUACCAUAGCAUGUGCUAAACUCCAAGUCUUGGUAAACAAUGCUAGGAUGCUGCUCUAGAGAGCAAGCUAGCACAGGCUGAUUUACUUGUAUUCAAUUUUAGACUCUCAGCAAUGUUAUCUUGUGACCAGCACACAGCUCAUUUGCAUUUAGUGACACCCACAAAACUCCAUAAAAGGUAAAGCUCAGAGAAGGCUGGAAACACAAAAUGAACAGUGAAAGAAAAAACAGAAAGGUUGAGGUGGAAGUUAUUUUCACUCACUUCUAUGCCAGUAGAAAAUAUUUAGCAGUGUAAGAGCAACUUAA
Pangasianodon hypophthalmus (striped catfish) is the source of this 3184-nucleotide messenger RNA. It is a transcript of the gene c6h11orf16, whose product is annotated as chromosome 6 C11orf16 homolog. The record is from RefSeq and is a predicted model, not a curated record. The transcript is spliced from 8 exons. NCBI's taxonomy places the organism in Eukaryota, Metazoa, Chordata, Actinopteri, Siluriformes, Pangasiidae. The coding region runs from base 707 to 2587 and encodes 626 amino acids.